This is a messenger RNA of Fragaria vesca subsp. vesca, 2241 nucleotides long. RefSeq lists its product as uncharacterized. Bases 9 to 2228 code for a protein of 739 amino acids. The record is from RefSeq and is a predicted model, not a curated record. NCBI's taxonomy places the organism in Eukaryota, Viridiplantae, Streptophyta, Magnoliopsida, Rosales, Rosaceae. The transcript has 2 exons.
UCCAGUUCAUGCUCUUCUCUGUCUUUCUCUUUCUACCAUUUUCCCAAAAUCCCAAACCAGAAACACAAGGACUAGAGAAGGAAUCAAAAAUGGUGACCGGGUGGAGAAGGGCCUUCUGCACGUCUAUCCCUAAAGAGAGACAGACCAAAGUUGUUAGAGAGAAGCAACAACAAUGUGAGAACACUAACACCACCAAUAACCAAAGCCCCAAAAUCACCUCCAAGUUCGGCUUCUUCUCCUCCUCCUCCUCCUCAAACCCAUCCACUCCUCACCUCCAAUCCCAGCCGGUCUCGAGUCCCAGCCUCCGCUGCCGCACCACCGCCGCUACAGCUCCAACCACCCCCAAUUCUUCUCUCCCCAACAGCCCAAAACUCCAAUGCAACAUCCCUCCCGCCACCACCACCACCCCAAAGAAAUCCAGCAGCUAUAGCCCCAGGCUGUUCCAACGAUCCAACCCCUCCUCGCCUAAGUCGCCUUCGAGCUUCUCCCUCCUCAAAUCCACCCUCCGCCUCAACAAAAGUAGAUGCGGAAUCUGCUUGCAGAGCGUUAAAAGCGGACAAGGUACGGCCAUUUUCACAGCCGAGUGCUCCCACUCGUUUCACUUCCCUUGCGUCAAGAACCAACCGCUCCACCUCUGCCCCGUCUGCAACGCCACCUGGAAGGAGCUCCCUCUCCUCGACAUUCUCACUCCCCAGACUAAGCCCCAAACUGACAGCCACUCCAAGCUCAGGGACGUCAAGACCAAGCCGUUGAGAGUUUACAACGACGACGAGCCGCUCAUGUCGCCGACUUCCGGCGCCAGGUUCAAUCCGAUUCCGGAGUCGGAUGAGAAUGAUGAAGAAAACGACGCCGUUGAGUUCCAGGGAUUUUUUGUCAAUUCAGAGAGAAGUAGUGUCUGUUCCGGGAAUCGGAAGAGUGUGGAGCUCAGUUUGUUGCCGGAAUCCGCGGUGGUGGCGGCUGGGAAGAGUUACGAGACUUACGCCGUCGUGUUGAAAGUCAAAGCUCCGCAGCUUCCGGAGCGCAGGACCCCGCGUCGGGCUCCGAUUGACCUUGUGACGGUGGUUGACGUCAGCGCGACUACCAGCCGCUCCAGGAUUCAGGCCACGAAACGCGCGCUGAGGUUGAUCGUUUCUUCUCUCUCCGACGCCGACCGCCUCUCCAUCGUGGCGUUCUCGUCAACUUCGAAGAGGCUGUUGCCGUUGAGGAGGAUGACGUCAGCCGGCCGGAGAUCGGCGCGUCAGAUAGUCGACGCGCUCUGCGGAGUUGGGCAGGGGAUGUGUGUGAACGACGCGCUGAAGAAAGCGGCGAAGGUGUUGCAAGACCGCCGCGAGAGGAACCCAGUCGCUAGUAUUAUGCUGCUAUCCGACGUUGCCCAUUCCGCCAAUCAGAAGCGCUCCUCCCCGGUCGUGUCAUCCACGCGCUUCCCUCACCUCGACGUCCCAGUCCACACCGUCGGGUUAGCCGAAACUACCGACGACGCGUUCGUCAAGUGCGUGGGGGGUUUAUUAAGCGUGGUGGUCAAAGACGUCAAGCUCCAGCUCAGCGUGGUAACCGGCUCAGCCAACGCCGAGAUUGCGGCGGUUUAUUCUCUCACGGGCCGGCCCACCGCUCUCGGAUCCGGUUCGAUCCGGCUCGGCGACCUCUAUGCCGGAGAAGAGCGAGAACUGCUCGUCGAAUUGAAAGUCCCGGCCAAUUCCGCCGGGUCCCACAACCAGAACGCGAUGAUGUCCGUACGGUCCACCUACAGAGACCCGUCGUCAAAUGAGCUCGUAUCUCCCAAAGAGCGAGCCCUCCUCGUACCCCGCUCGCAGGCCGUGCGAUCGUCCUCCUCAAUGUCCAACCCCAACAUCCAACGUCUCCGAAACCUCCACGUCACGGCCCGAGCCGUGGCCGAGUCGCGCCGGUUCUUGGAGCGGAACGACUUCUCAGGCGCAUAUCAUUUGCUGACGUCAGCCCGAGCUCUAUUGCUCCAGUCAAGCUCGGCUUCGGCGGAGGAGUUUCUUCGCGGAUUGGAGGCUGAGAUGGCGGAGCUCCACCGUGGAAGGCAGCAGCAGAGUACUGUAGCACAGAGGCAGAGAGGGAGCGGACACGUGGAGGCUGAGAAGCCGGAGCCGCUGACGCCGACCUCGGCUUGGCGCGCCGCCGAGAGGUUGGCGAAGGUGGCGAUAAUGAGAAAGUCGAUGAACAGAGUCAGCGAUUUACACGGCUUCGAAAACGCCAGAUUUUAGCUUUCUUAAAUUU